Plenodomus lingam JN3 is the source of this 255-nucleotide messenger RNA. The record is from RefSeq and is a predicted model, not a curated record. NCBI's taxonomy places the organism in Eukaryota, Fungi, Ascomycota, Dothideomycetes, Pleosporales, Leptosphaeriaceae.
AUGGAUAUCAUUUUUACGACUCCAGGACUAGGCUGGAUUCGGAAAUUUGUCACGUGUCUGUCUUGCAACAUCCGGAAGUCGGAUGGGCAAUUCUCUCCGUCGUCCACGCCAUGGAACAGAACAGACACUGGCUCGAUCCUGCGAUGCCUGGGGUCUGGACUCUGCAUCAUCGUGCCCACUGCCAACAACAUAUUGGGUAAUUCGGAAUUCAGAAGCCAGCUCUUCUCCCUUUUUCUCAUCAUCCCACCACCCUGA